This is a messenger RNA of Carica papaya (papaya), 2160 nucleotides long. RefSeq names its product Tyrosine transaminase family protein (gene TAT7). The record is from RefSeq and is a predicted model, not a curated record. Gene Ontology annotation, biological process: biosynthetic process; L-tyrosine catabolic process. NCBI's taxonomy places the organism in Eukaryota, Viridiplantae, Streptophyta, Magnoliopsida, Brassicales, Caricaceae. Gene Ontology annotation, molecular function: L-tyrosine:2-oxoglutarate transaminase activity; pyridoxal phosphate binding.
GUACACUCCUAAAACUUCUCCACUUCUCAAUGAAUCAUCAAACUUAUCAUUAAAACGAGAAAGCUACCAGAGAAAACUCUGUUAUAACCAGUCCAUUUCUAAUGAAUCACCAACCUUAUCAUUAAAAGCAGAAAUGCUAUCCAACAAAAACUUUCUGUCUAUACAUACAUACCCACAUGUACAUAUAUACAAUACCCACGUAUGUUUUAAACCCAAAUGGGUGGUCGAGCUGAUUGACUCACUAAAAGUCUUGGAAGAGUACGUCCCCAGCAAAAGUCAUCCCUUUGGUUGAGCUGAUUGAUUCACACUGCUGCCAAAACAAGAUAGGCUUAGGAUUCAACUUUCUUCUCCCAGUUUCUGUACUUCUCUAUAUCUGCCUACAGCAUUUCAUAAUCUCCCUCCCAUCCGCACGCCAUAAAACUCCGGAAUUUUCAUAAUCUGAAAGCUUAAAAAUGGAGAACGGGAGAAGAGUACUCAACCAUGAAAUGGAGACGACGACACCAGCAGCUGCUUCGACAAUCACCAUUAAAGGCAUUCUGAGUCUGUUAAUGCAAAGCAUUGACGAAAAUCAGGUGGAGAAGAAGGUUAUUUCCCUGGGCAUGGGUGACCCUACUGCUUAUUCGUCCUUUCACACUACUCAUGUCGCUCAACAAGCUGUUUCAGAUGCUCUGCAAUCUGAUAAGUUCAAUGGGUAUUCGCCUACUGUUGGGCUUCCCCAAACCAGGAGGGCAAUUGCGGAAUAUCUGUCACGUGAUCUUCCAUACAAAUUGUCAUCAGAUGAUGUUUUCAUCACAUCUGGAUGCACACAAGCCAUCGAUGUUGCAUUGGCGAUGCUUGCUCGUCCUGGUGCAAACAUCUUACUUCCAAGGCCAGGAUUUCCUAUAUAUGAACUUUGUGCUGCUUUUAGGCAUCUUGAAGUUAGGCAUUUCGAUCUUCUUCCUGAGAAAGGCUGGGAGGUUGAUUUGGAUGCAAUUGAAGCUCUUGCAGACCAAAACACUGUAGCAGUGGUGAUUAUAAAUCCUGGGAAUCCCUGUGGAAAUGUUUACAGUUAUCAACAUCUGAAGAUGAUUGCAGAAACUGCAUACAAGUUAGGAAUCCUUGUAAUUGCCGACGAGGUCUAUGGUCACCUUGCCUUUGGGCGUACUCCAUUUGUGUCAAUGGGAGUUUUUGGAUCAAUUGUUCCUGUUCUUACUCUCGGCUCUCUAUCAAAGAGAUGGAUAGUGCCUGGUUGGCGACUUGGUUGGUUCGUGACUAAUGAUCCCAGCGGCACAUUUAGAAAGCCUAAGGUUGUUGAGCGUAUUAAGAAGUAUUUCGAUAUUUUGGGUGGGCCUGCAACCUUCAUUCAGGCGGCAGUUCCUGCUAUCCUUGGACAAACCAAUGAGCUUUUCUUCAAGAAAACGAUUAAUACACUGAAGCACUCAUCAGACAUCUGUUGUGAUAGGAUAAAGGAAAUCCCAUGCAUCAGUUGUCCCCACAAACCAGAGGGAUCUAUGGCUGUGAUGGUGAAACUAAAUCUUUCCUUAUUGGAUGAUAUAAGUGAUGACAUUGACUUUUGUUUCAAGCUGGCGAAAGAGGAAUCUGUGAUUAUUCUUCCAGGAACUGCGGUGGGGUUAAAAGAUUGGCUUCGAAUCACUUUUGCUGCUGAUCCAUCCUCUCUUGAAGAAGCUUUCAGGAGGAUAAAAUCUUUCUAUAAAAGACAUGCCAAGCAUCCUCAGUAAGAAUGACAAUUCAAGUUGCCAUCGCCCAAUAGCUACAAGUAACCCUAAGUUGGAUUCUUUGGUACUAGCCAGAAUAGCUGCAAGGGUGAGAAUCACUCUAUUCUUAAACAGGUAAAUAUUGUAUAUAAGGGAUAUCCACAGCAGAAUGCGGCUAACACAGGCAGGGUGGUCGGCCAUUAUGUUUCAAGAAAAUGUUCUAUAUAUUUUAGCCAAAAGAAAAGCCAUAGAUCAAAACCCUUAAAAAUUCCUGCUUAUCUGUUAAAACUUUUGAGGUUAAAACUCAAUCACUAUUCAGUUUCAUAUGAACAAUGCAGAUCAUGUAUCCUACUUAUUUGGCACUUGAUGGAGCACUGAUGAUUUCUUCGAUCACAUCCAUCUGUGUGUAUUCAUUCUGCAAGGUUUACACAUACUAGUAAAGCAGAUAAGGUUUUGUUCAUGUUAA